Molecule: messenger RNA, 482 nt
Organism: Ochlerotatus camptorhynchus
Lineage: Eukaryota; Metazoa; Arthropoda; Insecta; Diptera; Culicidae
Gene: spt4
Product: Transcription elongation factor subunit spt4
Exons: 4
Coding region: 69-419 (116 amino acids)
Biological process (GO): regulation of transcription elongation by RNA polymerase II; transcription elongation-coupled chromatin remodeling
Cellular component (GO): nucleus; DSIF complex
Molecular function (GO): zinc ion binding; RNA polymerase II complex binding
Source: RefSeq, a predicted model, not a curated record
CACGCAGUAAACAAUCAGAAGCAAGUUAAAAAAAAAUCAAGUUUAUUCCUUAAAAAAACCAGCGCAAAAUGUCGUUCGACUCGAUUCCUAAAGAUCUGCGUGGACUGCGAGCUUGUCUGGUGUGUUCACUUGUAAAGACCUUCGAUCAAUUCGAGUUCGAUGGAUGCGAAAACUGCGAGGAGUUCCUCCGGAUGAAAAACAACAAGGACCAGGUGUACGAUUGCACCAGUAACAACUUUGAUGGAGUAAUCUCCGUGAUGAGCCCGGAAGAUAGCUGGGUCUGCAAGUGGCAGAGAAUCAAUCGCUUCACCAAGGGAAUUUACGCCAUUUCGGUAUCGGGACGUUUGCCAAAUGGAAUCAUUCGAGAUAUGAAGAACCGAGGCAUUCCAUACAGGCCAAGGGACACUAGCCAGCGGUAACCAAAUCAUUCUUCGGGUUUUUAAUCAUCUCUUAUUUAAUAUACUGAAAAACUUGCUAAGAUA